CUUCUUCUCUCUUCUUUUGGUUUGCUCCCUCUAUUGCUACCAGUCAAUCUCUACCAGCCCACAUUAUUCUCUCUCUUAAACCUUCUUCUUUUUUUGUUUUUAUAUCCUUUACUCUUCUGGGUCCUACUUUUUUCUCUCUCUAUCUCUUCUGCACGUCCUCUUAUAGUUAGCUAACUUCUCUCUCUGCAUUCCAUAUACUAAUUAAUAAGACCUCGCUACCCUCUUCUUAAACUAUUUCUCUUCUUCUCUCACCAAUGGGCGUCGACAUGUCUAACAACCCUCCUAAUUCUCAAUUUUCUAAAGACUUCUUCUCUUCUCCUGCUCUCUCCCUUUCCCUGGCUGGGAUAUUUCGAGGAGCGGAAGCGGCGGCGGCGAGGAUUGUAGACGUGGAGGAAGGAGAGGAAGGGAGUGGAGGAAGAAGAGAUGAAACAGUUGAUAUAAGCAGUGAGAAUUCAGGACCGGCACGAUCAAGGUCUGAAGAUGAGUUCAUGAUGAAUGCAGAUGAUGACGACGAUGAUGAUGGUGGUGCUGAUAAUAAAGCUAAAAACAAAAAGAGAAAGAAAUAUCAUCGCCAUACUCUGGAACAAAUUCGUGAAAUGGAAGCAUUAUUUAAAGAUUCACCACACCCAGAUGAAAAACAAAGGCAACAACUUAGCAAACAACUAGGCCUUCAUCCUAGACAAGUCAAAUUCUGGUUUCAAAAUCGUCGAACCCAAAUUAAAGCUAUACAAGAGCGGCAUGAAAAUGCUUUAUUGAAGGCAGAGUUAGAAAAGCUUAAAGAGGAGAACAAAUACUUGAGAGAAAACACAAACAAAACUUCUUGCCCUAAUUGUGGAUUUGCUACAAUUGGUAGUAGAGACACUGCUCUAACUUCUGAUGAUCACCAACAACUCAAACUCGAAAAUGCUAAACUAAAAGCUGAGGUGGAGAAGCUAAGAGCAGUGGUGGGUAAAUACCCACCAGGAAGAGUAUCUCCAACAGCUUCAUGUUCUACUUCAAAUGAUCAAGAUAAUAGAACAUCUUUAGAUUUAUACUCUGGACCUUUUGGCAUUGAGAGAACAAAGAUUAUGGAAGUUAUUGAUAAAGCAUUGGAAGAGCUUAAAAAGAUGGCAACUUUAGGGGAGCCAAUGUGGAUUAGAAGUGUUGAGACUGGCCGAGAAAUACUUAACUACGAUGAGUAUAGCAAAGAGUUCCCUGUUGAAACGUCCAAUGUUAGUGGCAAGCUUAAGAGAUCAAUAGAAGCCUCAAGAGAAAGUAGAGUUGUUUUCAUGGAUCUUCCUAGAUUAGUUCAAUGCUUCAUGGAUGUGAAUCAAUGGAAGGAAAUGUUCCCAUGUUUGAUUUCCAAGGCAGCUGUGGUGGAUGUCAUCUGCAAUGGUGAAGGUCCAAACAAAGAUGGUGCAGUUCAGUUGAUGUACGCUGAGUUGCAAAUGCUGACACCAAUGGUUCCCACAAGGGAGGUGUACUUUGUGAGAUACUGUAAACAGUUGAGUAACGAGCAGUGGGCGAUUGUCGAUGUGUCUGUAGACAGUUUAGAAGACAGCAUUGACGCUUCGUUGAUAAAAUGCAGAAUACGGCCUUCUGGUUGCAUCAUUGAAGAUAAAUCGAAUGGCCAUUGCAGGGUGACUUGGGUUGAACAUAUGGAAUGCCAAAAAAGCACAGUCCAUUCCUUGUACAGAACCAUAGUUAACAGUGGUCUAGCCUUUGGUGCAAAGCAUUGGAUGUCGACUCUGCAGCUCCAGUGCGAACGCCUAGUUUUCUUCAUGGCUACCAAUGUUCCCACAAAGGAUUCAAGUGGUGUUGGCACAUUAGCUGGGAGAAAGAGUAUCCUAAAGUUGGCACAUAGAAUGACAUUGAGCUUCUGCCGAGCACUAGGAGCAUCCACCUGCAAGAUGUGGACAAAGAUUGCGACUAAAACAGGCGAAGAUGUAAGGGUGGGAACACGAAAGAACCUGAAUGAUCCGAGUGAACCCAUUGGAGUUAUCCUGUGUGCUGUUUCUUCUGUGUGGCUCCCUGUAUCUCCAAAUGUCCUAUUUGAUUUCUUAAGAGAUGAUGCACAUCGCCACGAGUGGGAUGUAAUGGCGAAUGGAAGUCAAGUACAGUCUAUCGCAAGUUUAGCAAAAGGGCAGGAUCGGGGCAACACAGUUAGCAUCCAAACCAUGAAAUCCAAAGAUAACAUGACCUGGGUACUACAAGAUAGCAGCAUAAACACGUACGAAUCCAUGGUGGUCUACGCCCCUGUGGAAAUAUCUGAUAUGCAAUCAGUCAUGACAGGCUGCGACUCCAGUAACGUCCCGGUUUUGCCUUCCGGGUUCUCAAUCCUUCCAGACGGAAUGGAGUCUAGACCACUUGUUCUCAGUUCAAGGAAAGAAGAGAAGAGCUCGGAAGGAGGGUCGUUGCUGACAAUAGCUUUACAAGUAGUCUCGAAUAGCUCUUCUGCAGCAAAGCUCACUGUGGAAUCGGUAGAGCCUUUCAGCUCAGUUAUAUCAUGCAUACUCGGAAAUAUUAAGACAAGCUUGCAAUGCGAAGAUGGAUGAAUUAUAACUCAUAACUUCCUGUAAUUAGGUAGAGAGAACUAUAACUGUAAAGAUCAUAGAUAUUCCUCUGAUGCCUCUGCUUUCGGCAUAUAUUCUUUGAUCGGGUCGUUUUUGUUUAACCUAUCUGAUCUCCCAAGUUAUGGGGUCUUAAAACCUUAACUGUAAUUUGUAAGUGUACCUGUUUUAUAAGGUACAAGGGAGAAUUGAAUGAGGCAUCAUAUCAGCAACAAUGUAUAAUCUACUGAAAGAGGAUUAUUAGAAUAUCUAGACACUUGCCUCAA
Amaranthus tricolor (Joseph's coat) is the source of this 2815-nucleotide messenger RNA. RefSeq names its product homeobox-leucine zipper protein GLABRA 2. The coding region runs from base 255 to 2534 and encodes 759 amino acids. The transcript has 11 exons. Gene Ontology annotation, molecular function: DNA-binding transcription factor activity, RNA polymerase II-specific; DNA binding; lipid binding. NCBI's taxonomy places the organism in Eukaryota, Viridiplantae, Streptophyta, Magnoliopsida, Caryophyllales, Amaranthaceae. Gene Ontology annotation, biological process: regulation of DNA-templated transcription. The record is from RefSeq and is a predicted model, not a curated record.